AUGUCGACGAAAAGAGCAUUGGUGGAGAUCCAUCAAGACCAAGCGCACUCGCUUCCCGUGGCGACGCAACUCGCGUCGGCCACUUCCCAGUUUGAACUCACACCAUCGCAAGAACAUCUCCUAAAGAAAGUCAAACGGCCCAGUGGGUCGGAGACCCCCUCGGAGUUUGAGAAAGAGCUAGUGGAUAUGACGCAGGCGGUGCUGAGCAUGGGCUCGGGGGACGACCAACUGUGGUCGAGACCAUCGUUGCCACCAGACUUUGACCCCGCCAUCCACGACGUGGUUUUCCAGCAAUUGGAUGCGGAAGAACAUAACGAGAACGAGUCGACGUACGCUAGAUUCUUUGGUAUAACGCAAGAAGGCUACUCCGUGCUAUGCAACGUCAUGGGGUUCACCCACUACUUCUACUCGCCCGUGCCAAAGGGGUUCAAUAGAGACCACUUGCAUCAGUUCACGAGCUACUUAAAGGCAAACUACGAUGGCGUGGUGCGAGUAGAGAUCAAGCGCAAGGAAUCCAUCUGGGGGUUCAACAACAACAUCAGAACCCCGUUUUUCCAGAUAUUCGCCAACAACUCGCGCAACAUCGCCCGGUUGAGAGGCGCGUUUGAAAAAGCCGAGAUUCGAUUCGAGGACUUGUUCCCCGUGCAGCAGAGCGUUACCUAUGACAACAUCAACUAUUUGCUACGUCUCAUGAUCGAUUGCAAGAUCACGGGAAUGUCGUGGAUGACGUUGCCCAAGUCGAAAUAUACCACCGUGGCGUUCAAAAUCUCCACCUGCCAGAUCGAGUGCUCGAUCGACUAUCGCGACUUGAUAUCACACGCGUCGGAGGGCGAAUACUUGAAAAUGGCACCUUUGCGUGUCUUGUCCUUUGACAUUGAAUGCGCCGGCAGGAAAGGUGUGUUUCCUGAAGCUGAACAAGAUCCCGUGAUUCAAAUUGCAAACGUGGUGUCCAAGUUGGGAGACACCAAGCCGUUUGUGAGGAAUGUGUUCACUGUCAAUACUUGCUCGCCCAUUAUUGGCUCGCACAUUUUUGAACAUGAGAAGGAGGAGCAAAUGUUGCUUCAUUGGAGAGACUUUGUCAACGAGGUGGAUCCUGACGUUAUAAUCGGCUAUAACACCGCCAACUUUGAUUUCCCCUACUUGCUCGACAGAGCGAAAGCCUUGGGAGUAGCCAAGUUCCCGUUCUUUGGACGGUUGAAGCACGUGAAGCAGGAGGUGAAGGACGCGGUGUUCAGUUCAAAAGCUUAUGGAACAAGAGAAAAUAAAGUUGUCAACAUUGAUGGUCGUAUGCAGUUGGACUUGCUCCAGUUUAUCCAGCGUGAGUACAAGUUGAGAUCGUAUACUUUGAACUCGGUCUCUGCCUAUUUUUUGGGAGAGCAGAAGGAGGACGUGCAGCAUUCAAUCAUCACAGACUUGCAGAACGGUACCAAUGAAACGAGGAGAAGACUCGCUGUUUACUGUCUCAAGGACGCAUACCUUCCCUUGCGGUUGAUGGACAAGUUGAUGUGCUUGGUCAACUACACGGAAAUGGCCAGAGUCACUGGUGUGCCGUUUUCAUAUCUUUUAUCCAGGGGCCAGCAGAUUAAGGUUAUAUCGCAGUUGUUUCGCAAAUGCUUGGAGGAGGACAUUGUUAUUCCAAACAUGAAAAGCGAAGGCUCAAACGAAGAGUACGAAGGUGCCACCGUCAUUGAACCCGAAAGAGGCUACUACGACGUGCCCAUAGCCACGUUGGAUUUCAGCUCGUUGUAUCCCUCCAUCAUGAUGGCGCACAACUUGUGCUAUACUACUUUGCUCAACAAGAACUCGAUCAAGGCUUUUGGUUUGAGCGAGGAAGAAUACACAAGGACACCCAAUGGCGACUAUUUUGUCAAUGCAAACAAGAAAAAGGGCAUCUUGCCCACCAUCCUCAACGAGUUGUUGUCUGCAAGAAAAAAGGCCAAGAUCGAUUUAAAGAACGAGACCGAUCCGUUUAAAAAGGAUGUGUUGAACGGUCGACAGCUUGCGUUGAAGAUAUCUGCAAAUUCCGUUUACGGCUUCACUGGUGCAACUAUAGGCAAGUUGCCGUGUCUUGCCAUUUCAUCGUCCGUCACCGCGUUUGGCCGUGAGAUGAUUGAAAAAACAAAGAAUGAGGUGCAAGAACACUACUCAAAGAAGAACGGGCACCCCUAUGAUGCCCAGGUCAUUUACGGUGACACGGAUUCCGUCAUGGUCAAAUUCGGAUACCAGGACUUGGAGACAUGCAUGAAGCUUGGGGAAGAAGCUGCCGAGUAUGUGUCGCAGAAGUUCAAAAAGCCAAUCAAGCUUGAGUUUGAGAAAGUCUACUUUCCCUAUUUGUUGAUAAAUAAAAAGAGAUACGCGGGGCUAUAUUGGACAGGGCCGGAAAAGUUUGAUAAGAUGGAUACCAAAGGUAUCGAGACAGUGAGAAGAGACAACUGCAGAUUGGUGCAGAAUGUCAUCACAAAAGUGUUGGAGUUUAUCUUGGAGGAGCGGAAUGUCGAGAAGGCCCAGCGAUUUGUUAAGCAAACCAUUGCGGAUCUACUACAGAACAGAGUCGAUCUUUCACAGUUGGUGAUCACCAAGGCCUAUUCCAAGCACGAUUACUCUGCCAGACAGGCACAUGUGGAGUUGGCAGAGCGAAUGCGGAAGAGGGACCCGGGAUCGGCGCCCACAUUGGGUGACCGUGUGGCGUACGUCAUCAUCAAGUCUGGCAGCGACAAGAACUACGAAAAAUCCGAAGACCCGCUCUUUGUGCUUGAAAACUCGCUCCCCAUCGACGUCAAGUACUAUCUUGAGCAGCAAUUGUCGAAGCCCUUGGAGAGAAUCUUUAUCCCCAUCCUUGGCGAGUCCAAGACAAAGGAGCUCUUGGCCGGUUCACACACACGGACCAUCAAAGUGUCGGCUCCAAAGACAGGUGGGCUCAUGAGGUUUGCCAAGAAAUCGGAGGUUUGCGUCAACUGCAGAACACCUCUCAAGGCAAACAACCACGGCGCGCUAUGCGACAACUGCAUACGCGAAGGUAAAGGCCCCGGCCUCUAUGCAAACGCAUUGUCGCAGAUGAACUAUUUGGAAAACAAGUUUUCAAGAUUAUGGACAGAGUGUCAGAGAUGCCAAGGGUCGCUCCACCAGGAAGUGCUCUGCUCGAACAAGGAUUGUCCCAUCUUCUACAUGCGAAAGAAGGUGCAAAAAGACGUGCAUCAACAAGCUCUAGAUUUGGUCAAAUGGGACGAAACACAUUGGUAG
Messenger RNA from Lodderomyces beijingensis, 3240 nucleotides. The record is from the annotation of a GenBank genome assembly. Lineage: Eukaryota; Fungi; Ascomycota; Pichiomycetes; Serinales; Debaryomycetaceae.